Molecule: messenger RNA, 1800 nt
Organism: Lycium barbarum (goji berry)
Lineage: Eukaryota; Viridiplantae; Streptophyta; Magnoliopsida; Solanales; Solanaceae
Exons: 1
Coding region: 1-1800 (599 amino acids)
Biological process (GO): DNA integration
Molecular function (GO): nucleic acid binding; RNA-DNA hybrid ribonuclease activity
Source: RefSeq, a predicted model, not a curated record
AUGGCGAAUGAGCUGUUGUAUCUAUACUUAGCGGGGUCUGAGAUAGCGGUGAGCGGUGUCUUGGUUCGAGAGGAGAAAGGUACGCAAUACCCAGUUUACUAUGUAAGUAGAACCCUCGGUGACGCUGAAACCAGGUACCCACAUUUGGAAAAAUUCGCUUUGGCUUUAUUGACUGCAUCUAGAAAAUUAAAACCUUACUUUCAGUGUCAUCCCGUAUGCGACGUAACGUCGUACCCCCUAAGGAAUGUCAUGCAUAAACCCGAACUCUCAGGCCGACUAGCAAAGUGGGCUAUGGAGAUUAGCGGGUAUGAUAUUGAAUACAAACUCCGAACUGCGAUCAAAUCCCAAAUAUUGGCAGAUUUCGUGGCCGAUUUUGCACCGGCCAUAAUUCCCGAGGUAGAUAAGGAAAUGCUUCUUACCUCGAGGACUAGUACAGGAGUCUGGACUCUUUACACAGACGGUGCUUCUAAUGUAAAAGCGUUCGGGUUAGGGAUCGUUCUUAAACCUCCCUCGAAUGACGUAAUAAGACAAUAUAUUAGAUCGGUUGAUUUAACUAACAACGAAGCCGAAUAUGAGGCUAUGAUUGCAGGUUUAGAACUAGCUAAAAGCUUCGGAGUCGAGAUCAUUGAGGCCAAAUGCGAUUCUCUCCUGGUGGUCAACCAAAAGAAUGGAACCUUCGAAAUCAAGGAUGAUCGAAUGUGGAGAUAUCAGGAAAAAUUGCGGGUUGUCCUUCGCCGGUUCAAGGAGUGGACGUUGGAACACGUACCCCGGGAUCAAAAUGAUGGGACGGAUGCCCUAGCAAAUCUGGGAUCCUCGGUAGAAUCGUAUGGGUUCAAUUCCGGAGCUGUGGUGCAGUUGACAAAAUCAGUUAUAGAGACCGACCACGCCGAGAUAAAAUCGACCAGCCUCACUUGGGAUUGGAGGAACAAAUACGUAGACUAUCUUCAAAUAGGAAAGCUACCAUACGAUGCCAAAGAGUCAAGAGCCCUCCGAACCAAAGCAGCUAGAUUUUGUUUGGUUGAUGGCCAGUUAUACCGAAGGUCAUUCCACGACCCUUUGGCGAGGUGCCUAGGACCAGGAGAAACCGACUACGUUCUGAGGCAAGUUCAUGAGGGGACUUGCGGAAAUCAUUCGGGAGCCGAUUCAUUGGUCCGCAAGCUGAUCAGGGCAGGAUACUAUUGGAACAGGAUGGAGGAUGGCGCCAAAACCUUCGUUCGAAAAUGUAACGAAUGCCAAAGGCACGCCCCGUCAAUACACCAACCCGGGGAAAAGCUCCAUCAGGUCCUUUCCCCAUGGCCAUUCAUGAAAUGGCGCAUGGAUAUAGUAGGGCCUUUCCUAUGGGCCCCAGAUAAGACGCAAUUUAUUUUACUUAUGACUGAUUAUUUCUCUAAAUGGGUCAAAGCACAGGCACGCGAGAAAGUCAGGGAAAAAGAGGUCAUUGAUUUCAUUUACGAACAUAUAAUAUGUCGAUUUGGGGUACCCGCGGAGAUCGCAUGUGAUAACGGGAAGCAGUUCAUAGGUAGCAAGGUCAGCAAGUUUUUUGAAGAAUACAAAAUCAAGAAAAUCUUAUCCACCCCAUAUCACCGGAGCGCGAAUGGCCAGGCCGAGUCUACCAAUAAAACUAUACUGCAGAAUUUAAAGAAAAGACUGGCCGACUCUAAGCACCGUUGGAAGGAGGUUCUGCCCGAGGUUUUAUGGGCCUACCGCACAAUGGUAAGAUCAAGCGCCAGGGAGACUCCUUUUCCCUUGUAUACGGAGCCGAGGCCCUCAUACUCGUCGAAGUUGGUGAGCCAAGCUUAA